UAAGGAAGAAACGUCAAAAUUUUGAGGUUAUAUUAAAAAAUUAAUAGCACUUAUGAACUAAAUAAAAAUCUAAAAAAUGGCAAAGUUUUUGGGGCUGGAUAAAUUAGCAAAAUUAGUUCAAAUAGUAAAAGAUAACGGAGGCGUCAAAGCCUCUUUGUACAAACUGUACAGAUUCGACGACCUAAGAACUGGCAAGUUAGUAGGUGUUGAUAAGUAUGGUAACAAAUAUUAUGAAAACCCAACCUUCUUUUUUGGACGUAGUAGAUGGGUUGAAUAUGCUGAUUAUUAUGGAAUGGAUUAUGAUGGUAGCCAAAUACCUGCAGAAUGGUUUGGAUGGAUGCAUUACAAAACUGACCUACCGCCAAUGGAAGACCCAUCUAGACCUAAAUAUAAAUGGAUGCUAGAUCAUGUUGAAAAUUUAAGUGGUACACCAGAGCAAUAUGUUCCUUACAGCACCACUCCUAGUAAAAUUAAAGCUUGGGUUCCUCCUAAGAGAACUUAAAUUUUCAACUGAAUAAAAUGUGUAGAUCACUAUACUUGAAUUGUUUAUAAUGUCUUAGCAUAUAAGUUUAAAGUGUACCAUAGAAAAUAAAUUGUAAAUAAUUA
This is a messenger RNA of Agrilus planipennis (emerald ash borer), 606 nucleotides long. Its product is annotated as probable NADH dehydrogenase [ubiquinone] 1 alpha subcomplex subunit 12. The coding region runs from base 77 to 502 and encodes 141 amino acids. The transcript is spliced from 3 exons. Gene Ontology annotation, cellular component: membrane. Gene Ontology annotation, biological process: response to oxidative stress; mitochondrial respiratory chain complex I assembly. NCBI's taxonomy places the organism in Eukaryota, Metazoa, Arthropoda, Insecta, Coleoptera, Buprestidae. The record is from RefSeq and is a predicted model, not a curated record.